AUGACCUACAGAGCCGCAUACGACUCCCCUGCAGGCUACGCCCUCCGCCGCAACGGCUCGUGCCUCGCCGACGAAGAGAUAUCCUGCGGCAAGACAUGGGGCGAUUUCUCCGCCUGCUGCCCAAAGGGCACGAGCUGUCCCAGCAAGGAUAGCAAGUGGAGGAAUAGCAUCUGCUGCCCCGGCGGGGGAAACUGCUCCAACAUGCUUAAGAAACGGCCACAUUGCGCCAAUAACGAGACCUGGAACAUGUUCAACCACAAGAACAACUUUUGCUGCGAGAAGGGCCAGACGGGGUUUUGGAAUCGCAAUAUGAAUAAUGAGGGCUAUGGGUGCGUGAAUGGGCAGCCGGAUGACCCGGAGUACAUGGUGUUGGGGCCUGUGAAACAGAUAAGGGAUGCCCCUGAAACCUCUGACUCGAUAAGCGGCGGUGCGAUCGCAGGCGCCGUCGUCGGAGCCGUAGCUGGCGCGGUUAUAAUAAUUGGACUCAUUUGGUUCUUUCUCCGCCGACGACGACAGGCCCGCGCACGCGCGCAGCCGCCAUCAUCCUUCCAGGCAGACGGGCGCACUCCGUCUCCGAUGUACUCGAAACUCGACAAUGGACAACCGAGCGAGCUGUACAGUGAACCGGCGAAGACCCAACCGCAUGAGAUAGACAGCGUAACGCGAAGAGAAUUGGAUGGUCAGGGUAUGCCAGUUGAGAUGGGAUAUUCACCGGUGGAGUUGCCUGCUGGGAUUCGAUGA
Molecule: messenger RNA, 741 nt
Organism: Aspergillus candidus
Lineage: Eukaryota; Fungi; Ascomycota; Eurotiomycetes; Eurotiales; Aspergillaceae
Exons: 2
Coding region: 1-741 (246 amino acids)
Source: RefSeq, a predicted model, not a curated record